UCUGUAGGUAAUUCACAACAUAUCUCAAAGCUGAAAAACUUUUUUAAAACUCACAAAGCAAACAUGAAGAAGAACGUAGAAUAUAUCAUUGAGGGCAACAUAGAAAAUGAAGCAAAACUUAAGGCUGUUUACACAGAACUGUUCAUCACAGAGGGAGAUAUGAAAAAUGUCAAUCAGGAACAUGAGAUUUUGAAGAUUGAUGAUGCUUUCAAAAACAAAAAAACACAGGGCAAACCAAUCAAAUGCAAUGAUAUAUUUACCGAACUGAGGAAAAACAGUGAGAAAAAAAUUGUUCUCACUAAGGGCAUCGCUGGCAUUGGAAAAACUGUCUCUGUGCACAAGUUCAUCCUGGACUGGGCAGAAGGAAAAGCCAAUCAAGAUAUACACUGUGUGUUCCUGCUUCCAUUCAGAGAGAUUAACUUAAUGACAAAUGAACAUUUCAGUCUCCUUGAGCUUCUGCUGGAAUUUUAUCCUGAACUGAAUGACCUGGAGAAAUCAAAGCUAUAUAAGGAAUGUAAGAUAGCAUUUAUAUUUGAUGGACUUGAUGAGAGUCGUCUGCCUCUAAAUUUUAAUAGUAGAUCACUGAACACUGUUGAGAAAAAAGCAUCUGUGGAUGUGCUCUUUACAAGUCUGGUCAAAGGGACUCUGCUUCCAUCAGCUCUUGUCUGGGUCACAUCACGACCAGCAGCAGCCAAUCAGAUUCCUCCUCAGUAUGUGGGGUUGUUCACAGAGGUGCGAGGAUUCACUGACCAACAGAAGGAGGAGUACUUCAGAAAGAGAUUCACAGAUGAGAGUCUGUCCUCCAGAAUCAUCUCACACAUUAAGACUUCUCGUAGUCUCUACAUCAUGUGCCACAUUCCUGUAUUUUGCUGGUUCACAGCCACAGUACUUCAGGAUAUUCUCACUGAGAACAAUGAAGAGAACACAACUCUUACUGAAAUGUACAUUCACUUCCUGCUUAUACAGAUGGACAUGAAGAGCCAGAAAUAUGAUGAUCAACAAGAAAGAGAAUGUUCAGAGCACUUACAAUUAAAUAAAGAGAUGAUUUUAAAGUUAGCCAAGUUAGCAUUUGAACAGUUGAAGAAGGAAAACAUUGUGUUCUAUAAGGAAGAUUUAAAAGAAUGUGGUAUUGAUGCGAGUAAAGACACUGAGUUCACAGGAAUGAUCGCUGAGAUCUUCAAAAGGGAAUACAGACUUCAUGGAGCAAAGGUCUUCAGCUUUGUGCAUCUGAGUGUUCAAGAGUUUCUUGCUGCAGUGCAUGUGUUCAUCUGUUACCUGAACAAGAACAUUCAGGGGCUUCAGUUUUUCUUUGAUGAGCCAAAAGAAAAUGUCACAUUGGAGGAGUUACUGCAGAAGGCCAUUGAUAAAGCCAUGAAGAGUAAGAGAGGGCAUCUGGAUCUGUUCCUGCGGUUUCUGAUGGGCAUUUCUCUAGAAUCCAGUCAAAACCUGCUCAAAGGCCUGAUCACACACCCUGAAGACACCACAGAGAGCAUCAAAGAAGUAACUAAAUGUAUUAAACAAAAACAAAACACGUACAAUAUCUCAGAUGAAGCUCUAGUCAACUUAUUCUACUGCUUACUUGAGCUGAAGGAUAAUUCAUUAUAUGAGGAAAUACAGAGUUACCUCAGUUCAAAUGAACAUCCAGGAAGAGAUCUCUCAUCUUCAAUGUGCACAGUGUUGACCUACAUACUGCUGACAACAGAGAAGGUGCUGGAUGAGUUCAACCCAAAGAGGUUCACAUCAUCAUCUUUCAACUACACAAGACUCAUUCCAGCUGUGAGAUGCUGCAGAAAAGCUCUAUUUGACAGCUGUGGUUUUAAUGAAACAUGCUGUGAAACUCUGUCUUCUGCUCUACAAUCAUCAAACUAUCUGACAGAGCUGAACCUGAGUGAUAAUCACCUGCAGGAUUCAGGAGUGAAGCUGCUUUCUGAUGGACUGAAGAGUUCACACUGUCGACUAAACAUACUGAGGCUGUGUGGGUGUCAUCUUACUGCUCUGUCCUGUGAAAGUUUAUCUUCAACUUUACAAUCCUCAAACUCUGUCCUGAGAGAGAUGGACCUGAGUAACAAUGACCUGCAGGAUUCAGGAGUGAUGCUUCUUUUGGAUGGAAUGAAGAGUCCAAACUGUAGACUGAAGAUACUGAGUGGAACAUGCUGGAAGAAGAAAAUUGGUGGAAUUGAGAAGAUCCUUCUCCAGUAUUGA
Puntigrus tetrazona (Sumatra barb) is the source of this 2202-nucleotide messenger RNA. RefSeq names its product NACHT, LRR and PYD domains-containing protein 3-like. The transcript is spliced from 5 exons. Bases 64 to 2202 code for a protein of 712 amino acids. Lineage: Eukaryota; Metazoa; Chordata; Actinopteri; Cypriniformes; Cyprinidae. Gene Ontology annotation, molecular function: protein binding. The record is from RefSeq and is a predicted model, not a curated record.